AUUCCAUUUCGGUCCCGAUGAUGCGAUACUAUAUAUACGUCCAGUAUUGGAAGCGAUUUCUCAGACUAGUUCGUUCGUUCCACUGGGCCACAAGUAACGUGCUUUUAUUCAAAAGUGAUUUUGGUGAUACUUUUAAAAUGAGAGAUUAUAAUCUUUACGAAAUGUUAAGUGCCAGAAAUGGGUCGGGGGGUACGUAUUUCCACGAGGCUUGUCAAGCAAAUUCAAUAGCUCUUCUUUGGCGAGCUGCAGGAAUGCUAGAUGAAUCACAUCCCAGAAUACUGAACAUACGUGACUAUAAGGGUGCCCAGUGCACCCAUAUAAUAGCAACAUCUAACGUCUCAUGUUCAAUAGACAUGAUGAAUAUUGUUUUACAACUUGGAGCUGACAUAAACGGACAAGAAGGACUCGCAGGCCUCACGCCACUUCACAUAUGUGUAAAUAAAAAAAAUUACGCUCUCGCUGAAUGGCUUUGUCAGGCGCCGGGUAUCGAUGUAAAAGUUGAAAACUUUGGAAAAGAGACGCCAUAUGAUCUCGCUUGCAAGAUGGAAGAUCGUAAAAUGAUGAAAAUUUUUGAAGAAAGAUCGAAAAAAAUGUAAGCUUCCUUCGAGCACACGUGAUAGUGAUAAAAAACCUGACAUUUGUUAUAAUUUAAUAAACUUAACCCAAAAUUAACAUGUGUAAUUAUAACUGUGAUUGUUCAUUUUUCUCAAUUAUUAGGUACAAGUUAAUCUAGAUAAUUACAGACUUAAUUUCGUUUAUAAUUAAAUGUUAAGGCAGCUGUUCAAAAAUAUAUAAAUAGAU
Molecule: messenger RNA, 801 nt
Organism: Microplitis demolitor
Lineage: Eukaryota; Metazoa; Arthropoda; Insecta; Hymenoptera; Braconidae
Gene: ank-H4
Product: NF-kappa-B inhibitor cactus
Exons: 1
Coding region: 18-596 (192 amino acids)
Molecular function (GO): protein binding
Source: RefSeq, marked provisional